AAAGGUCCUUCUCUCUCCCCACUCCCUAACACCAAACACUGAAGUUUACUGAAGAAAAAUAAAUAAGUUCAUUCAUCCAGACUCAGCCUGCCAUCACAAAAGAAACAAGCAGCAUUCUCCUGGAGAGAAGGCUGAUUUGUAGACCAUGAACCGCUUAGACAGACACAUGGUCAGGGGGCCAGUAUACAAGCACUUUGACUUGGAGAGGAAGAACGCCAAGCAGGCUGAGGCUAGACUCAGCCAAAAACUGCAGAGGUUGGAGGUGGUCUGCCUGUACCACGUGAAGCUGCUGACCAAGGAACAAAGACAGCUCCAGAGGGACCUGCAGAGAUUGCAGCAAGCAGCUAUAAUGAAGAAAAAGUUCUCCUCCUACUUUGGGAAUGGAAUUCAGAAAAGACAAGAAGAUGUUCCUGCAUCCUCACCACAGGGAAGGCAAAAGAACAGAGUUCCACAGGCCAAUACUAUCAGAGCAUCAGCGAUCAUUGAGACCCAAGAAACAAAUAAAGCUAAGCCCCCGAUUCCUCGGGCCCAUCACACUGGCCUCAAGGUUCGCAUGAAAGGCAAAGAGCAGUCAUUACCUCAAAAUCAUAGAACUUCCCACCUCAUAGAAGAGAAGCCACAAGUCCAAGAGGAAGAGUCUAUAGUUCCACCCAAAGGCAAAGAGUCCAACAACAACAUGUCUACUCUACAUCGAGAUCAAGAAGUUCCCACUGAUACCUCAGACCCAGGCCCCACCUCCAGCCCUGCCACUGAGAGCACCUCAUCCUAUGUCAAUGGGACCAGGUCAGAGGAGGCCAACCUACAGGCAGAUCUCCAUGCUGGGAAACAAAUCCCUCCAAGUCCCAUGGAAUGUGCAGGAAAUCACAAAGGCCAGUCCACAGAGCCAUCCUACUUAGAGUUGUUCAUGAGGGUCAGAAAUGCCCACUACCUUCGCCACAGGGUUCCCCCUGAGUCUGAGAGAUUGCUCAGCAUCCGAGAAAUAUUCGGGCAUGAGGAACCCUUUGAGCCCAGAGCAGCAAAGGAGCAUGAGAAUGGGGUGACCACCUAAGCGACUUCCUGUCUACUGUCUAAUAGUCUCACAAUAACAUGUAUCAUAAUGACAGUAAAAAAA
Talpa occidentalis (Iberian mole) is the source of this 1111-nucleotide messenger RNA. RefSeq names its product coiled-coil domain containing 190 (gene CCDC190). The transcript has 4 exons. Lineage: Eukaryota; Metazoa; Chordata; Mammalia; Eulipotyphla; Talpidae. The record is from RefSeq and is a predicted model, not a curated record. The coding region runs from base 146 to 1048 and encodes 300 amino acids.